Messenger RNA from Eucalyptus grandis, 859 nucleotides. Its product is annotated as eukaryotic translation initiation factor 5A. Gene Ontology annotation, biological process: positive regulation of translational elongation; positive regulation of translational termination. The record is from RefSeq and is a predicted model, not a curated record. The coding region runs from base 128 to 610 and encodes 160 amino acids. The transcript is spliced from 5 exons. Gene Ontology annotation, molecular function: RNA binding; translation elongation factor activity; ribosome binding. NCBI's taxonomy places the organism in Eukaryota, Viridiplantae, Streptophyta, Magnoliopsida, Myrtales, Myrtaceae.
AACCAGAGUUAGAAGAAUAUCAGUAGGGGGGAGCCUCUUCAUCUGUCUUCUUCUUUCCUUCUCCUUCUUCUUCGCCUCGUCCUCGCACUGUGAAUUUCUAGAGAGAGAGAGAGAGAGAGAGAGAGAGAUGUCGGACGAGGAACAUCACUUCGAGUCGAAGGCAGACGCGGGCGCGUCCAAGACGUACCCGCAGCAGGCCGGCACCAUCCGCAAGAAUGGCUACAUCGUCAUCAAGAAUCGCCCCUGCAAGGUUGUAGAAGUUUCCACCUCAAAAACUGGCAAACACGGACAUGCUAAGUGCCACUUCGUGGGGAUUGAUAUCUUCAAUGGGAAGAAACUUGAAGAUAUUGUUCCUUCGUCCCACAACUGUGAUGUUCCUCAUGUUAAUCGCACUGACUAUCAGCUCAUUGAUAUCUCUGAAGAUGGUUUUGUCAGUCUUUUGACUGAAAAUGGAAACACCAAGGAUGAUCUGAGGCUUCCCACCGAUGACAGUCUGCUUAGCCAGAUUAAAGAUGGGUUUGCUGAAGGAAAGGACCUUGUGGUGUCAGUCAUGAACGCAAUGGGAGAGGAGCAGAUCUGUGCUCUCAAAGAUAUUGGUCCUAAGAACUAAAAUGAAUCACUACUGUUCUAUCAGCCAGUCAUGGCAGCAAAACUUUUUAAUGUUGCUAACAGAGUUUUCUUACAUUCCUAAAUCUUAUUCUAGCCGUGUGAUUGUAAUGAUGAGGAGUGAUGAAUCCGAUGAUAGUAAUGGCAAGAGGUACUACUAAUCCUCUCUGCCUGUACCUCUGUUGUAAAACCUUGCUCUCCCUGUGAAGAGGAUUACGUGGUUUAAUGUCUUAUAUCCUGUCUUCAUUCUCAA